Echinostoma caproni is the source of this 720-nucleotide messenger RNA. NCBI's taxonomy places the organism in Eukaryota, Metazoa, Platyhelminthes, Trematoda, Plagiorchiida, Echinostomatidae. The record is from the annotation of a GenBank genome assembly.
CUGUUUUUAGCUCAUCCUUCCAACACACCUGCACGAAAUUCCCUCCGAUCCCCUGUCCGUCGUCAGUCGACAGAGCUUAGCCCUCUACGCACCGAGGUACCGCCGCAAAGUGGUCCCCAUACGGAAACCAUUGCUAAUGAAUCCCACCAGAGGUCGAGCGAAACUCGUCCAGAGUUGACUCAAGGCAUGGCACUGCCAAUCACACGCCCUGUGGCUUAUCGGUUUCUGUACAUGGGUCAUUUGCAACAGUGGUCCGAAUCGAGGAACCUGGUCUGUCCUUGGUGCCAGUUGGACUGUGGCCGAGCUCGUAGUCGCGGUCUGGAAGCUCUCUUGAUUCAUUUGCGCUCAACGCAUCCCCGAUUCCGAUUUAAAGCAAUUUGGGGUCCAUCCCGUGCUCAUCUCAGCUUAGAGGUCUCGUUGAACGAAGCAUAUGAUGGCUCCAACGACUGUGGUUUACGGCGCUGGGCUGCUGAGGAUGGCUCUGCUGGACGCGCUGUGAUUGCUCCGGGUCAGUUGCUCGGGGGUUGGACUGGAUUGGGUUUAAACUCUGGAAAAAACAAUCCACAUUCACUUACCUUGGCCGGAUGUGCUUCUCGUGUGUCACGUCCAGUACGCCGUCUACCGUACACGCAUUUGAUAUUUUGGCGCGGAGCAGAACGGUCUAUUAAUCAGGACUUGGCACCACUCGAAUUCAGCCUUAUCGUAUUCGGACUGUUUUAG